Messenger RNA from Aspergillus heteromorphus CBS 117.55, 1940 nucleotides. RefSeq names its product MCT family MFS transporter. Lineage: Eukaryota; Fungi; Ascomycota; Eurotiomycetes; Eurotiales; Aspergillaceae. The record is from RefSeq and is a predicted model, not a curated record. The transcript is spliced from 5 exons. Gene Ontology annotation, cellular component: fungal-type vacuole membrane. The coding region runs from base 394 to 1773 and encodes 459 amino acids. Gene Ontology annotation, molecular function: transmembrane transporter activity. Gene Ontology annotation, biological process: transmembrane transport.
CCGAGAGAAGGAGGAACAAAGAAUAUUCUUCUCGAUAUAGUCUAUGAAGUAUGAAGUUGAGAAGCUUUUGUUUGCGGGGUAACCUUGUGCGGAGGAGGUCUGGCGGCAGAGACCUCAGAGUCUUGGAAUGAAUGAAUGGUCCAGAACGCCGAGAAACCGAGAAGGAUUGGAGACUCGAGAUUAGGUACCUUCUACUCCGCAUAUUGCGAUGAACCUCUCUCUAGCUAUCUAUCAACUAGCAGAUGGUGUUCCAAUGAGUCAGUCUUUGCAAAGGGGUACCGACCCCACUCGGGAUCCCUAUAAAUAUCUAGAUCCCCCUCCAGUCAAGGAAUCUUUCUGUCAGUCUCGACUCACGAGCAGGCUUGACUGAGUCUCCUUUCAUCAUCUCUCACAAUGGACAUCAAACCGCCGACCAACGCAUUUACCACCGCCAAAGCUCCAACAUUCGCCCAAUCCCGCAGCAUCCCCGAGUCCCCUCGAGCUGGUCUUCACGAAAUCCCUCCACGGAAUGCCUUUUCUAUCAUCGAACCCCCGCCAGACCUCUCCACCCUCACCGUCUCCAACACCACCAUCAACCAACACCUCCACUCCUCGUCCGAGGAAACCUGCCCCGACGGCGGUCUCCAAUCAUGGAUCGCCAUCUUCGGCUCCUUUUUCCUCCUGAUGGCCUCCUACGGCCUCAUGAACUCCCUCGGUGUUCUUCAGAGCUACUUUGCCACGCACCAACUAUCCAACUACUCCGCCAGCUCCGUCGGCUGGAUCCCAGGCAUCUUCAUCUUUAUGGGUCUGAGCUUGGGCGUCCAGGUCGGUCCGCUGUUCGAUCGCUACGGACCCACCGGCAUCACGAUCGUAGGCACAUGUUGCUACGUCGUCGGGCUGGCCCUUCUCGCCGAAUGCACGGCAUACUGGCAUUUUGUCCUCGCGUUCGGGAUACUCGCUGGAAGUGGUGCCGCGCUACUCAGCACAGUAGCCAUGGGAACAGUCCCGCACUGGUUCCAGCGGAGGGUCGGGCUGGCAAUGGGGAUCGCCAUGGCUGGAUCGGGACUCGGGGGUGUGAUUUUCCCCUGGGUGUUGAGAUUGGCGCUUCCGAGGUUUGGGUAUAAAUGGGGGACGAGGUUUUUAGCUUUGCUGGUCCUGACUCGCUUGCCUCGAGGGGUGUCUAAGUCGGGGAUUAAUUUGAGGUGUUUUCGCGACUCGAGGUUUAUGUGGUUGACUUUGGGGACUUUCAGCCUCGAAUUGGAAGUCUUUGCCGGGUUGGGUCUCUAUCCAACCUACGUGGUGAUGCAAGGAUACAGCACCAACACCAGCAUCAUUCUUCUUUCAAUACUCAACGUAUUCUCCUGCAUAGGUCGACUCUUCGCAGGCGCUACGGCCGAUAAAUACGGUCGACUCAACACCCAAACCGUCCUGAUCGCCUUUGCAGCUGUCGUCGUAUUCGUUGUUUGGCUUCCAUUUGGUAACACUCUAGUCGGCCUAUAUCUAUUCAGCAUUCUGUUUGGAUUAGCAUCUGGAUCUUUCCUCAGCCUUGCCCCGGUCUGCAUCGGCCAGAUAUCCAAGGCUAGCGAAAUUGGCGGGCGGUUCGGGACGUGCUACUCCAUUGUCAGCAUUGCAACGUUGGUUUCCAUCCCCAUUGGUGGUGAAAUGCUGGAUGCUGUCGGUAAACAGGCCAUGGUUGCUUACCUUGGUGGUGUCCUCGUUCUGGCGCUGUGCAUGUUCCUGAUGGCGAGAUGGGCUUGUUUGAAUUAUCGGUGGAGAUGGAGAGCUAAGAUUUAAACUUUGGUGGUUUGGCACAGGAGUUGGUUGAUUGGCGGUCCCGGAGAAAACCCUUCCCAAGUGGAAGGAAGUAGAAUCAAAAGUUCAGGGGGUGAAGGGGUGCGGAGUGCUUUUCAUGUCAAAGCCAGCUCGGACUAUAGCGAAUAAACAAGCACCGCUUGGAAUUG